Messenger RNA from Rhododendron vialii, 1775 nucleotides. Its product is annotated as probable serine/threonine-protein kinase PBL3. The transcript has 6 exons. Gene Ontology annotation, biological process: protein phosphorylation. Gene Ontology annotation, molecular function: ATP binding; protein kinase activity. Bases 339 to 1589 code for a protein of 416 amino acids. The record is from RefSeq and is a predicted model, not a curated record. Lineage: Eukaryota; Viridiplantae; Streptophyta; Magnoliopsida; Ericales; Ericaceae.
GUGCGUGACUAAGGAAGACGAAGGUAGACAGCUUCUUCUCUGCGUUUUCUUCUCCCCUUCCUCAAUUUUGUUCAGAUGUGAAAAGCCAUCAUUCUCUUUCCUUUUUACUGGCAGUACUUUUUCUCUCCCUCUUAUCGAGAAGUACUAUCGUCAGCGUCACUCCAAAGCCACCUCAAGAAAAAGAUAGCUAAGAGGAGUAGCCACCCAUUUCAUAGUCUUCAUCUGAAUGAGCUUUUGCUUGUGGAAAUUGAUGGGUUCUUGUUAAUAAGUAGUACUAGAGUUUUUGUUGUUGUUUGGUCAAGAAGAAAACUUUGUCUCUCAUCUUUGGAGGUUGGAAGAUGGGGAACGUCCUCUGCUUCGGUUCUUCGGCUAGAGUUGAUUCAGCUCAGAGCCCCCAUACCAAUUCUGGGACCCCAAAAUUUACCAGCAAAACCAGCACUUCUUCAGCUCGUUCAAGCCCAUUACCAUAUUGCAGGGAGAGUAGCAUUGAAUCUCUUUCUACACCGCGAUCUGAACAUGAAAUAUUGUCAUCACCUCAUGUGAAAGCCUUCACUUUGAGUGAGUUAAAGAAUGUCACCAGGAACUUCCGUCCUGAUAGUCUUCUUGGUGAAGGAGGCUUUGGUUAUGUUUACAAAGGAUGGAUUGAUGAAACCACACUUACUGCUGCCAAGCCUGGAUCUGGUAUGGUUGUUGCUGUCAAGAAGCUUAAACCUGAAGGUUUCCAAGGCCACAAGGAGUGGUUGACAGAAGUUAAUUAUCUUGGCCAACUCCAUCAUCCUAAUCUGGUUAAACUUAUUGGAUACUGCUCGGAGGGUGAUAGCCGGCUCUUGGUUUAUGAGUUUAUGCCCAGAGGGAGCUUGGAGAAUCAUCUUUUCCGAAGAGGGCCCCAGCCACUUCCCUGGGCAACAAGGGUCAAAGUGGCAAUAGGUGCGGGUAAAGGCCUCUGUUUUCUGCAUGAUGCUGAAGUCAUUUAUCGUGAUUUCAAGGCUUCCAAUAUCUUAUUAGACGCGGAUUUCAAUGCAAAACUGUCUGAUUUUGGCUUGGCUAAGGCGGGACCCACAGGUGAUAGGACACAUGUUUCGACUCAAGUGAUGGGUACUCAUGGUUAUGCAGCACCUGAAUAUGUUGCUACAGGUCGGUUAACAUCUAAGAGUGAUGUAUACAGCUAUGGGGUUGUUCUGUUGGAGCUUUUGUCAGGGCGUCGUGCUGUUGAUAGAUCAAAGAGUGGUGUGGAACUGAACCUGGUGGACUGGGCAAAGCCGUAUUUGGGGGAUAAACGGAGAUUAUUCAGGAUAAUGGACACCAAGUUGGAGGGUCAGUACCCCCAGAAAGGAGCUUAUGCAGCUGCUACCCUUGCUUUACAGUGUUUAUGCGCUGAGCCUAGACUGCGGCCACGAAUGAAAGAGGUUUUAGGAGCCCUAGAAGAACUCCAGGCUCCCCAAAAUGUAGGCAAACCCUUGGUGUCAGAGAAGAAGAUCGUUUCCGACCGUGUUAAAAAGUCACCCAUGAGACACCACCGGUCACCCAAGAAUUUGACACCUUCUGCAUCCCCGUUGCCAGCCCACCGGCAGACAGCUCAUGUACGUUGAGUAGAUGAGAUAUUGUAUUUUGAUUCGGCAGGAAUUCCAAUGUUGCUUUUUUUCUUAUUCCAUACCAGUUGUGCAUAUGAAAUGUGGAAUGGACUGUGACAGAGUUUUGCCUUGUGCUAGACAUGCAGUGCCUGAACAAUCCAAAUGUAUCGUUGUAUAUGGGGUGGUGCAAAUUGUUUUGGUCAA